This is a messenger RNA of Dicrocoelium dendriticum, 366 nucleotides long. The record is from the annotation of a GenBank genome assembly. NCBI's taxonomy places the organism in Eukaryota, Metazoa, Platyhelminthes, Trematoda, Plagiorchiida, Dicrocoeliidae.
AUGACUUUGCGCAGCUUUCCGACCAGUUACCCAAUGGAAAUUCAUCUCUACACGACUGCUCCUGACCAAGACGUAAAUUGUACAACUGUGAUUAGCAAUAUACGAAAGACAUCUCCGUUGCUAAGGCCAAUCGAUUGCAAACACCAAGCGACCCAGUCCGAAAUCGCACAAAGCUACAACCACCGAUUUGAAGUAAAUAUGCAAAUGCCUGACACAAAUGACAACCCUGUAACCGAGGUUGUUUUAUUACAACUACUGUGGAUACAAGGUGCGCUGGAAUUCGAACGAAGCAAUUGCACACAGAGAGGCUUCCCCGUGUAUGAUCCCGAAAGCGAAGUCUGGAAUUUCGUAAUCUGGAUCAACUAA